This is a messenger RNA of Hyalella azteca, 856 nucleotides long. RefSeq lists its product as uncharacterized. NCBI's taxonomy places the organism in Eukaryota, Metazoa, Arthropoda, Malacostraca, Amphipoda, Hyalellidae. The transcript is spliced from 4 exons. Gene Ontology annotation, cellular component: nucleus; cytosol. The coding region runs from base 96 to 422 and encodes 108 amino acids. The record is from RefSeq and is a predicted model, not a curated record. Gene Ontology annotation, molecular function: DNA binding.
CUUCUUUGAAACCGCUGCUCCUAAGAAACAAUGAUUUUUUAAUUUGUUUCCUUUUCUUGCUAGUAUUGAGGAUUCUUUUAUAACUAGAAAUCAUCAUGGAGAUCGACCCACAACAAUUACAGAUGAAGCAGGCGCAGCAGCAGGAGCAACAGGAGCGCGAGACCACCAAGAAGUCCAUCAUCGGACAGGUGUUGAGUCAGGAGGCUGCUGCCAGACUAAACACCAUCUGCCUGGCUAAGCCAGACAAGGGUAAGCAGCUGGAGGCUUUCAUCAUAAACCUUGCCACGAGCGGGCGACUAAUGGGAAAAAUGAGUGAACCUGAACUGAUCAGCAUCGUGGAGCAGCUUAACAAACAAACCUCCAAGAACACCAAAGUCAAGUUCGACAGACGGAGAGCUGCCCUGGACUCUGAUUCGGAUUGAACGGCACCACGAAUACAUGCGAGACAAUUAUUGUGAUGGAGCAUUACUCCUGUUUAUUAUGACAAUGAAUAAGGUUUAUUAUAGUUACAACUAAUAAAGCUACUAACGUUUCAUUAAAACUGCGCUGUUGGAACGAAGACGUACGACAAAGCAGCUAUUUUGUAUCAAUGCAAACAGACGUUCGAUAAGGUCUAGGGUGCAAAGAGUAUGUUACUACCAAACACCCCACCCGCACCUCGUAAUGUUGUUGCUCCCCGAAUAACUUUAAUCCUUUUUUUUCUUCUGAAUUGAGCAUUCAUCUGUGUUAUCGAUUUACACAUGGUUACGAUAGCCAUAAUAUCAAUAUUAAUCAUAAGAAUAUUUCCUCUCCACUCACGCAAUUUAACUACUGUUCUCAUUUGUGCGUCUUUUUUUUAUAAAACUUUAUCCUCCAA